AUGAAACUAGUUUGGUGUUAUGGAUUGGUAUAUUUUUCUAUAGAGUUCAUCAAGUGUGGGGAAGUUUGACUUAGAAUAAACCUACACUACAAAUAUUUUUAAAUGGAGGGGAUAGUUAGUUAGCUUCUUAUCUAGAGACAUAUUCUUUUUCUUCUGAAUUCCUUGGUGCAUUAGUUUCACAAUUGGCAUUAUCAUGUAAUUUUUAGACAUAUCAAGAUUGUUACCUCAGUAAUUAGGGGGCCACAUGACAUUCUUGACAUAUGAAUAAAAUGCACGACCAUCAUAGUAAAUUGAACUAGUUUGUGAAUAUUCAGUACUCGGGCUCAUCUACAUCCGGUGAACAGUAAAAAAAAAGCAGAAUCAAGAAAACUGAAUUAUUUGGAUGAAAAAUGAUUCAGUGCGCUAGGUGCAUGCAAAAUUUCAUGGCUAAAUGACAUUCGAGGAGCUCGUGACCGAAAAGCCAAAAUGAGCAGUGCUAUUUUCAAAAGUUCCUUACAGACCUAGAAUUUGUCUUUUUUGCUAAGAGCUACUAAAAUGUCCAAACUCCUGGAAGUUUGGCACGGACUUCACGGACAUGAGCAUCUCGCAUCACAACACAAAUUGAUUUUUUUGUAAAUAAAUACUAGUAUUUUUUAAUGAUUUUACUGUUCACAUGCAAAGAACCAAAACGCACACAUAUUCACGGUUCAGAGUUGUUUUUCCCGACAAGGCAUAUACUUCAUGUCCAUUUUGUAUUCAUUGGUAUGUAUUUAUUUUUACUUCUGUCGAAAACAGUAGAUAUUGAAACAACAUUAUGCCUAGUUCCGUCAUUUUCAUAUCCUCUUCCUUCAGUCUACGUCACUAGAGUCGUGACGGCACCCAGCAUCUUGAAUGAAGGCGACCAUGCAUGCAAUGCAAACCGACAUCAGCUCACGGUCGAAUUCACGACCAACCGGUGGCUCGGGCAGCUCGUGCGAGCGGACGACGAACCAGCGGCUCAUAAACAACAUCAUCAUCGCUGCAACAAAAUAAACCACUUAUCAUCCAGCAGUGAGAUCUAGCUAGUAGGAGUACCACUUCUUGCUGCCGUGGUGCCGCCAUGAACAUCCGCGUGCGAGCUCUCGAGACCACCCAUGUCCGGCCGGAGAAAAUUCCCACCGGUCCGCCGUCGGAUCACGGCCCCAUCAGGCUCUCACUCUUCGACACCCUGUUCCUCUCGCUCCCCCCGAUCCAGCGCCUCUUCUUCUAUGACGGCGAGGACCUCCCGCCGUUCCCGGCGCUCGUCCGCUCCCUGCGGUCCUCCCUCGCCGCCACGCUUGCCGUCUUCAUCCCGCUCGCCGGCAAGCUUGCGGCCUGCCCCGAUGGCGACGUCGCCAUUGACUGCUCCCCCGACGCUCUUCGUCCAGGUGUCAGGAUCGUCGUGGCAGAGUACUCCGGCGACGCCGCCGACUUGCGUCGGGUCGCGCGGGACGCCGAGCACGACACCGAGGCGUUCCUGCAGCUCGUGCCGGAGCUCGAGGUGCGCAGGCUGCCGGCGCCCGUGCUCGCUGUCCAGGUCACGCGGUCGGCACCGGGAGGGCGAGACGACGAGGGUGGCGCAGGCGCCGUGGCCGUCGGGGUUUCGAUGCACCACGCGGUGGCCGACGGGCAGUCGCUUUGGCAGUUCAUGCGGGCGUGGGCCACCGCGUCGCGAGAGGGCUCGCUGGCACUGGCAGGGCUCGUGCCGCCGCCGACGUUCGACCGGGCGGGGAUCCUGCGGCACCCCAAAGCAGAGGCGGCUACGCGCCAGUUCGGCCGGCUCUCCGCGCAGGAUCUGCCCGCGGUGAACACGCUCCCGGAGCCGGACUGGAGGCGGCAGAGCAGGCGGACCUACCUGCUCACCGCCUCCCAAAUCCAGUCGCUCAAGCGCCGCAUUCGUGUUUAACUCUAAUACCGCAUCCUGCAACAAAGCAAGGGCGACCAGCCGCCGGAGCCUCCAACGACGUUCGUCGCCAUCGCGUCCCUGCUCUGGACGUCCAUCGCCCGCGCCAAGCUCCCGAACCACGCGGCUGCUGACGACGUGUACUUCCUGUUCCCCGCGGACUGCCGCCGGCGCCUGCGCCCGCCUCUGGAGCGGGGCUUCUUCGGCAACUGCGUCAAGCUCUGCUACGCGCGGGCCAGGACAGGCGACCUCUGCGGCCACGACCACGACGCCGCACUCGCACGCGCGGCGGCGGCGGUGCGGCGUGCGAUCCGCGAGCACGUGGAGGAGGAGGACCCGCUGGGCGACGCCGACCGGUGGGCGGAGACCAUCCAAAAAGUCCCGGUGGGAAGACUGGCCAGGCAGGGAGCAUCGCACCGGUUCAUGGCGUACGAGGUGGACUUCGGGUGGGGGGAGCCGAGCCGGGUGGAGAUCGUGUCGAUGCUCAGCGCGGCGGAGAUAGCGAUGCUGGUGGGAGCGCGAGGCGGCGCGGUGCAGGUGUCCGUGGCGCUUGGACGGGAGCACGUGGAUGGCUUCGAGGCCAGCUUCCUGUCGCAGUCCUCCAUCGCAUGAGAGCAUCACGUGCAUACGCAGUGUCGUGGCGUCGUGAAAUUGGUGUAGAUACGAUCAAAAUCCGUAUGUAAUUUUUUUUUGCGGGUAGAAAUAUUGUAUUACUCAAGCCAACAAAGAGUUACAAUCAGCGGCGACUAGCUCAAGCACUAUCGGGGGA
Triticum aestivum (bread wheat) is the source of this 2669-nucleotide messenger RNA. Its product is annotated as anthocyanin 5-aromatic acyltransferase-like. The record is from RefSeq and is a predicted model, not a curated record. The transcript is spliced from 2 exons. NCBI's taxonomy places the organism in Eukaryota, Viridiplantae, Streptophyta, Magnoliopsida, Poales, Poaceae.